Messenger RNA from Clupea harengus (Atlantic herring), 1698 nucleotides. It is a transcript of the gene tefm, whose product is annotated as transcription elongation factor, mitochondrial. Lineage: Eukaryota; Metazoa; Chordata; Actinopteri; Clupeiformes; Clupeidae. Gene Ontology annotation, cellular component: mitochondrial nucleoid. Gene Ontology annotation, biological process: mitochondrial transcription; transcription elongation by mitochondrial RNA polymerase. Gene Ontology annotation, molecular function: nucleic acid binding; DNA polymerase processivity factor activity. The record is from RefSeq and is a predicted model, not a curated record.
GUUUCAUCUUCCUAGGCCGAUAGAGGGGAACGUUUAUUCCUGUUCUUGAGUUUUACACGGAAAUUAAUCAGCGCGGACAUUGUGAGAAGAAGAAGAAAAGUCUUGUAUAGAUUACAAGUACCAUGCAAUGAAAAGACAAUGUGGAUCGUCAGACGUCUUCUCUUUUCCGCGGGCUUAAGAGGUCAUUAUGGAUUACUAUGUCGUACAACGGGUUCACUCCCUGAGGUCAAACCUAGAUACCUCCAAUGCACAUGUUGUUGGCGAAGCCGCAUCACUAUUGCUGGCUUCGACGCUUUGAAUGGUACCCUGUCCUCUGAAUUAUGCAGUGACGAUAAGAAAUCGUUGGAUACCUUAUACACACCUGAACAGCGAGCUGUCAUCCUGCAGCUUCUAAAUAAUGCUGCGGAGUCGGAACUUGCCACCAUAAAACUUUUGAGAGGACGCAAAUCUGUUAAUAUACUGGACUACAGAAGUCGACACGGGCCCUUCAAAACCCUUGAAAGUGUCAUAAAUGUACCUUUAGUAAAGCACAAGAGUGCGGUCAUUGUUUUCAACUCCAUCCUUAACCCACCGGAGAAGAAAGAGAAAAGGAAAACAAAGAUACAGCUUGCCAGAUUCACCAGACCAGAGAUUGAUCGAGGAGUCUUAGAGGACGCUAACUCGAUCGUGUCCAUCAUAUGUGGCACAAACAAAGUUGCGUGGACUCAUAUGGACCGUGCCUUCACAGUGCUGGACUGGCAGCAGCAGGAAUGCAAUAGUUUCAUGAAAGGGACGUACAUGGCCUCAUCCUACCUAGAUGACAUUGCAUCUGUUGUGUCACUCAUCCCUGCUGCGGACUUCUUCAUCGUCGAGAAGCCCGGGAUCUCUGCACAGAACACAUCGCUUUUCCCCGUCAUGGCUCACCUCCGCACCGUGGAGGCCAUGCUCUUCGCCCUGCUGGCUCAGCGGCACGAAGUCGGCGACUCACCCAGAGUUCUGAACAUGAUGCGCUUGGCCGUCGGCCGCCACUUUGGUCUCAUAGUGGGCGAGUCGCGAACCAGCGGAGCGCAGGUGGUACGUCAGAUGAUGACCGAGUCGGUGACCAAGAAGGCGUCUCGAGUCACUUUCCCCCACGACCUGCUGGUGAAGUAUCGGAACGCGUUUCAGAUGGGCAGUCGCAACCGCGGGGAGGAAAUGUGCGAUGCUCUGUUGCAGGCUGUGGCGUUCUAUGAGCUCCUUGGGGAUUAGACGACACCCGUUUAUUUGGCACAUUUGACCUUGGGUUAUGUCGCUGCCUCACGGGUCAGCCCUCGGCUAAACUACCGCUGGUGUCUCCAGUCUAUUCGGGUUGUUUGGUCCUCACCGGUGGUUUUUCUCCCUACAUGACUGUCACCAAAGCAUUUAGCUCUGCACAUUUUAUUAAACCGGUUACUGAACAUUCAUUUCUCCAGUAUGAAAAAUUGGCUUGGGUCAAUCGUCCUGACACAUCUACUGUUGGAUUGCCUCCUCCUGAAACAUGUUGUAAUGUUUUAUUUAUGAUCUCAAUCUUCUGCUUUGGAUUACUCCACUUCCAUAACUGGGUUCAGAGAGCCAGCUGAGCUGAAAAGUGUGAUGCAAUUUUGUAACAGAUGAGUCACCGUUUACCACAAACCCUGAAAUACCUCCUUUUGCUCACCACGUUCACACUUACAAAAAAUAAAGGUUAAUUUAUUGAAAAAU